UACACUCUUUGGUACAGGAAGUGCCCACGAACUGUCCACUGGACAAUAAAAGUUCUGGUAAAGAGAACCUUGAACCAGUUCUCUGCUUCCCUCUCGUAAGGAAAAGACCCACCAUGAAACUUUUUGCAGCAGUCAUUCUCGUUAUGGUUUUGCUUCAGAACUUCGAUGUGUUCAUGGUCAGAGGAGCCCUUGGUUCCCGAACGAUGCCAUCCAGCUAUUGUGAAAGCCUACGCACAAAAGAAAUAAAAUGCCAGAGAAUUAAGAGCUAUUCAAUGCUGCAAAAUGAACCUAAAAACAAAGUAUUAUUAAUCCUGAAGAAGAAGAAUACCAAGGUCUGUGUGCCAGCUGAACUUUCAUGGGUGAAGAAAAUCAUCCUCUGCUUAGAUAAAAAAAAUGGUACCUACAAAUCCUAACAGAAUUAUGACUCGUUUGAAGUUUUGACCAGUUAAACUGCAACAUGUCAAACCAUUCUCCACUCAUCCCUGAAAACCAGGCUAAUUGAAGCAGGGCCUUUUAUAUAUUUAACCUUAGUUGCUUUGGAAUUCUAUAUAUAUAUAUUUAUUGAUAAAAGCCAGCUUUUUAAAUAAUUUUAUUUGUAGCUAAUAUUACAUAAUGUGCACAAAAUAUCCAAUGGAAAAACUGAUUUUUUUUUAAAAUAUUUUGACUCUUCUGUCUUUCGCUGUUGUAAAAAUUGUGGUCUGGUUCCUCUGGCACCCUUUUUUGGGUACCUGAGAGGGUACCAUUUCCAGUUCAUCAUUUCUCCCAACCAUUAUCUCUGAUCCUUUAUGUCUUUUCUGUAAUUUAUACUGGAACGAGUUUUGAACUCACAAUAAAUGAUACUGUGGAGAUCCCCUCCAA
Molecule: messenger RNA, 858 nt
Organism: Pogona vitticeps (central bearded dragon)
Lineage: Eukaryota; Metazoa; Chordata; Lepidosauria; Squamata; Agamidae
Product: lymphotactin
Biological process (GO): immune response
Cellular component (GO): extracellular region
Molecular function (GO): chemokine activity
Source: RefSeq, a predicted model, not a curated record